This is a messenger RNA of Aspergillus aculeatinus CBS 121060, 1026 nucleotides long. Its product is annotated as alcohol dehydrogenase. The transcript is spliced from 2 exons. Gene Ontology annotation, molecular function: zinc ion binding; oxidoreductase activity. The coding region runs from base 1 to 1026 and encodes 341 amino acids. NCBI's taxonomy places the organism in Eukaryota, Fungi, Ascomycota, Eurotiomycetes, Eurotiales, Aspergillaceae. The record is from RefSeq and is a predicted model, not a curated record.
AUGCCGACUCUGCCAAAAACAUACAAAGCUUGGGUGAUCGCGUCGGUCGGCGCACCACUUGAGCUCCGCGACGUUGAGCUGAAGCUACCCACAGCGGGAGAAAUACUUGUCCGGGUUCGCGCAUGUGGUGUUUGUUUCACGGACGUUGCGGUCCAGAAGGGUGAACUUGGCGACAACCUCUUCCCCCGCGUUCCUGGUCAUGAGAUCGUUGGCGACAUUGUUGCCAUUGGCGAGGGAGUCCAAGGGUUCUCUCUCGACCAACGAGUUGGUGGGGCAUGGCUUGGAGGUCACGAUAACGUCUGUCGGUCAUGCCGCCGCGGCCUCUUUCAAGCAUGCAGCAAUGCUGUAUACAACGGAGCCAGCCGCGACGGUGGCUACGCGGAGUACGUCUUGCUUCGCUCAGAAGCGGCGGUCCCUGUCCCCAAAGACAUGGACCCUGCCGAGGCCGCCCCACUGCUUUGCGCGGGGCUGACCGUCUUCAAUGCGAUCCGGAAGAUGCACAUCGAGCAAGGGAACCUAGUAGCGAUUCAGGGUAUUGGUGGUCUGGGUCAUAUGGCUAUUCAGUACGCUCGGAAGAUGGGCUACAAGGUUGCCGUUCUCAGCUCCAACGCUGCAAAGAAGGAGCUGGCGCUGGAGCUCGGCGGCCACGAGUACAUUGACACCGGGUCGGAGGAUCCGGUCAAGAAGCUCCAAGCGCUGGGCGGUGCAGCGCUCAUUCUCGCCACUACUUCCCAUGGCAAGGCGGUUACGUCUCUGACAGCAGCACUGCAACCAUCCGGGAAGAUGCUCCUCCUAUCCCCAUCCGGUACCAUGGAGUUCAAUACCAACGAUCUCAUCAUGGGGACUUCCGCGAUUCAAGGGUGGCUCACGGGUAACGCCUUGGACGCUGAGGAUAGCAUCGACUUUGCCAAGACUUUUGACAUCAGGUGCAUGAUCGAGCGGUUCGCAUUUAGGGAUGCUCCGAAGGCCGUGGACUGCAUGACAUCAGGCUCUGUUCGAUUCCGCAGUGUUUUGGUAUUCAAUUAA